AUGCUAACAUUGUAUCUUCUAUAACAGGUGGUGCUGGAAGUAAACAGUGAAUUUAUUGUUGAGGUGAAAGAAUUAGACGUUGAAAAUGGCACUACAAAAUGGCAAACAGUCAGAAGACAAAAGCGGGAGUGGAUCAAGUUUGCCGCAGCCUGUCGAGAAGGAGAGGACAAUUCGAAGAGAAAUCCAAUUGCCAAAAUUCGAUCAGACUGUGAAGUGAACCAGAAGAUUACAUACCGCAUCUCAGGGGUGGGGAUUGAUCGACCACCUUAUGGAGUAUUCACCAUUAAUCCUCGGACUGGGGAAAUUAACAUCACUUCAGUGGUGGACAGAGAGAUAACUCCGAUUUUCUUGAUCUAUUGUCGGGCCCUGAAUUCACGGGGUGAAGAUUUAGAAAUGCCUCUUGAGCUUAGAGUCAAAGUAAUGGACAUAAAUGAUAACCCUCCAGUAUUUACACAAAAUGUGUAUGUAGCCAGUAUUGAAGAGAACAGUGAUGCAAACACACUGGUAGUAAAGUUAAGUGCCACAGAUGCAGAUGAAGACAAUCAUCUGAAUUCUAAAAUCGCCUACAAAAUCAUCUCCCAGGAGCCCACAGGUGCACCCAUGUUCAGUCUGAACAGGUACACUGGAGAACUCUGCACGAUGUCCACUUUUCUUGACAGAGAGCAACACAGUAUGUACAAUCUGCUUGUGAGGGGCUCAGAUCGUGAUGGGGCUGCAGAUGGACUGUCUUCUGAGUGCGACUGUAGAAUCAAGGUGUUGGAUGUCAACGACAAUUUUCCCAAGUUAGAGAAAGCUUCAUACUCAGCAAGUAUUGAAGAAAAUUGUUUAAGUUCAGAACUGAUGCGAUUACAAGCACUUGAUCUUGAUGAAGAAGGCACUGAUAAUUGGUUAGCAGAUUAUUUAAUUCUCUCUGGAAAUGAUGGAGAUUGGUUUGAUAUUCAAACAGACCCACAAACUAAUGAAGGCAUUUUGAAAGUUGUCAAGAUGCUGGACUACGAACAAAUGCCUAAUAUUCAACUUAGUAUUGGGGUUAAAAACCAAGCUGAAUUUCACCAUUCUGUUGCCUCUCAAUUCCAAAUGCACUCAACUCCCGUAAGAAUUCAAGUUAUUAAUGUGAGAGAAGGACCCACAUUUCAUCCAAAUUCUAUGACUUUCAGCAUACGAGAAGGAAUAAAAGGAAAUUCCUUACUGAAUUAUGUGCUUGGCACAUACACAGCCGUAGAUUUGGACACAGGAAAUCCUGCAACAAAUGUCAGAUAUAUCAUAGGACAUGAUGCAGGCAGCUGGUUAAAAGUUGAUUCAAGGACUGGUGAGAUACAAUUUUCUAGGGAAUUUGAUAAGAAAUCAAAAUAUAUUACCGAUGGGAUAUACACAGCAGAGAUCCUGGCUAUAGAUGACGGUGCUGGGAAAACAGCUACAGGAACCGUAUGUAUCGAGGUUCCUGAUAUCAAUGAUUACUGUCCAGUCAUUUCUGCUGAAAGUAAAACCAUCUGCAUUGACUCUCCAUCAGUCCUUAUCUCUGCGAGAGACAUUAGUGGCCAUUCUCAUGGGUCUCCCUUUACUUUCUGUGUUGUUGAUCAGGCACCAGGGACAGCUGACUUAUGGGAUAUCAGAUCCAUAAAUGCUACCUCUGCAAUCCUUAUGGCUGUGCAGCCUUUAUUUCCUGGACUUUACCAAAUCCCAAUCUUGAUAACGGACAGCUAUGGCAGAGCAUGUGAAAUCCCACAGAUCCUGCAGUUAGAUGCCUGUGAUUGUGACAGCAACCACAUGUGCUUGUACUCUAGUACCACCAGCAUCUCUACUGAGGUCAUCAGCGUGGCUACCGGUGACGUUUAUGGGUCUGUCACUGAUGACCGAACUGGAGAUUCAAAUGUUGGUCUCGGACCUGCAGGGAUUGGCAUGAUCGUUCUGGGCCUCUUACUUCUGCUCCUGUCACCACUCUUGCUGCUCAUGUGUUGCUGCAAACGAAGACAGCCAGAAGGACUGGGAACCCGCUUUGCUCCUGUGCCGGAGGGGGGAGAAGGAGUGAUACAGUCUUGGGGAAUAGAAGGGGGACAUCCCGAGGACAGGGAUGUCUUAAACGUAGGUGUACCAAUGACAGCCUCUAACAUCCAGGAUCGUAUAGAUUCCUCUGAAAUCUACAAUAACACCUAUGCAGGUGGAGGAACGGCUGAAGGGGGUGCAUCAGGCGUGGAGCUCAAUACCGGUCUUGGAAUAGCCACUGGUCUCGUGGCAGUAGGAGGUGGAGGAGCCAUGAGGAGGAGAAGCUCAACAAUAGGAACCCUGCGGGAGUACGCCGAGACAGGCAUGAAUAUGGCCUUCUUGGACAGCUAUUUCUCUGAGAAAGCAUAUGCUUAUGCAGAUGAAGAUGAAGGUCGACCAGCAAAUGACUGCUUGCUCAUUUAUGACCACGAGGGAGUAGGGUCCCCAGUGGGCUCCAUUGGUUGUUGCAGUUGGAUUGUGGAUGACUUAGAUGAGAGCUGCUUGGAAACUUUAGAUCCAAAAUUUAGGACUCUUGCUGAAAUCUGCUUAGACACAGAAAUCGAACCGUUUCCUUCACACCAGGCCUGUAUACCUAUCAGUACUGAUCUCCCUUUGCUUGGACCUAAUUACUUUGUUAGUGAAGCUUCAGGAAUGACUCUCUCAGAGGCUGAAUUCCAGGCAGAAAUGGCAAUGCCUGAACCCAUGAUCCAUGGGAAUGUUAUAGUAACUGAGACCUACACCACUACCGAUCAAUGUGUCCAGCCCACUACAAUUGUUUUUGAUCCUCAGCUUGCACCCAAUGUUGUAGUAACCGAAACAGUAAUGGCACCUGUCUAUGACGUUCAAGGGAAUAUCUGUGUACCAGCUGAGUUAGCCAACACACACAACAUAAUCUAUACUGAGAGAGUGGUAUCUAGUCCUGGUAUGCCUGGCAUGGGCAGUAGUAGCAUGAAUGAUGGUUGUAUGGGACCUGUGAUGAGUGGCAAUAUUAUGGUAGGACCAGAAAUUCAAGUGAUGCAAAUGGCGAACCCAGAUCUUCACAUGAGCCAAACUGUUGGCACCACAUCCCCGAUGACCUCUCGACACAGAGUAACACAAUAUAGUAAUAUACAUCACUCCCAGCAGUAAAUGUUUUAUGGUUAGCAUUCUAUAUGGGGAUAUUGCACCAUGUAAUUUCUAAUAUACUCACCAAAAAUAUAUAAUGACUGUACCAUAUUUAACAUGUUAAUAGCCAACAGAUAUUCUCAAUUCAAUGCUGCUCUUUUGAUCAUACCUUUUUGGGGUAUAAAUACAGUGAAACAUUUUAGAUCAGCCUAUUUUAAUUCUUUCUUUCUAAUUAAAAAAAAAAUGUGCCAAAAACUUGAAGAAAAUGUGUUGCAGCCUUUGACACUAUAUCUAAUAGCACAUAACUCAUAUUGUAAAUCCUAGAGGUCUUGAGACUGCCAGAACCAAUCAAUGCAAACUGUUAUGCCCCUCGGGCUUUGAGAUUGCAAAAAAGCCUCGCCUGCAUUCACCAGUCAUAUUUACCUUUAAAGAAAUUUCUAUUAAAAAUCACUUAAUAAAAAUUUCUAUUAAAAAUUGCUAAAAUUUCUAUUAACAUUUUUAAUUGAAAAAGUGAAUGAAAUGUAUGUUCCUAAAAGGAAAAGAAAAAUGGAGCUUCUAUCAAUAGACAUCUGAAGCCACAGACAUCUUUAAACAGUUUCUCAAGAGAUGGAAUAGUUAGAAAAUGCUUAAAGUAAUAUUUGGGUUCACCAGCUGAAUGCAUCUCUGGAAAUGGAUCAUCAAAAGGAAUUAUAUUUAUUAUAUAUAUGUAUAUAAACAUAUACAUAUAAAUCAGUAUGAAUGAAUUUUGAUUGCACUUUAUUGCUUGUUAUCAUUAACUGUAAACUAAUAUAGAAUAGCAAAAAAAAAAAAAAAAGACAAUCCUAUGGUAGAAAUAAUUCUUGGGGGAAGUACUGGAGUUUUUCCCCUUUAUAGGGAAUUUUUUCCAUACUUUUGCUAAUUAUGUCAGAAAAAUGUAUAAAAUAUGUUUUAAUCUGUUCCACUGACUUGAGUCUAGAGCUUUCUUUUGGCAACCAGAUUUUCCACCCAAAAGCACCUCUGUAAUUAUUCAUAUACUCAACAAAUAUUUUCUUAAAAGCUACUUUGUGGUAAGUGCUGGUCUUAAUAUAUAAUGAUAUAUAUAAGUGAGGAAGACAGACAUAAUUCCUGCACUCACAGAGCUUCUAAUUCUUUUAUAGAUUUGAAAUAGGACUCUGGGGAUAUUGAGUUCCUACUGAGAAUAAUCAACAAAAUAUUUAAAUCCAUUACCAAGUUGUCUUUCUCUUCCUAACAUUACUACUUAUGUUGAAUGAAUGAAAUGGAACAUGUGCACAAAUAGCUUAUUUUUAGUAGGCACAAAGCUGGCUUAAGAAAAGGAAAUUCUAGCAAGGUAGCUUUAUUUAAUUCUGUAAAAUAUGUAAAUUAUACAGUAGUAACUAUAAUGUGACCAGUA
Messenger RNA from Choloepus didactylus (southern two-toed sloth), 4477 nucleotides. RefSeq names its product desmoglein 4 (gene DSG4). Gene Ontology annotation, cellular component: desmosome; plasma membrane. Lineage: Eukaryota; Metazoa; Chordata; Mammalia; Pilosa; Megalonychidae. Gene Ontology annotation, biological process: homophilic cell-cell adhesion. The record is from RefSeq and is a predicted model, not a curated record. Gene Ontology annotation, molecular function: calcium ion binding. The transcript has 15 exons.